AUGACGAUCCAAUUCAUCAUUGUGAUGAAUAGACAGGGCCGGACGCGGCUUGCUAAAUGGUAUGAUCUGUAUUCCAACAAGGAAAAGUCUCUCAUCACAGGCCAGGUCCACAAGCUCAUCUCUACACGCGACACUAAACACCAGUCUAACUUUGUGGAGUUCCAGGGCAACAAGCUCGUGUACAGGCGGUAUGCUGGGUUAUUUUUUAUUGUAUCGAUUGCUAUCCACGACAGCGAGCUCGCGUACUUGGAGCUGUUGCACUUUAUGGUGGAGAUUCUCGACCUCUACUUUGAGAACGUGUGCGAGCUCGACCUUGUGUUUAACUUCUACAAGGUGUAUGCCAUUCUCGAUGAGUUGUACCUUGCCGGCGAGAUCCAGGAGACUUCCAGAGACAAGGUCUUGCAGCGGUUGGCGUAUUUGGACAAGCUUGAUUAA
Molecule: messenger RNA, 435 nt
Organism: Babjeviella inositovora NRRL Y-12698
Lineage: Eukaryota; Fungi; Ascomycota; Pichiomycetes; Serinales
Exons: 2
Coding region: 1-435 (144 amino acids)
Biological process (GO): protein transport; clathrin-dependent endocytosis
Cellular component (GO): intracellular membrane-bounded organelle; AP-2 adaptor complex
Molecular function (GO): clathrin-cargo adaptor activity
Source: RefSeq, a predicted model, not a curated record